CCAAUAGGGUCUCGAGUCAGAUGUUAUUGCGAUCAAAACUUGACUUUCUACAGUUCACUUCACAUUUUAUUUUCAUUUCCAAAAAUACACAUACAGCUAACCCUGUUUAUUCAUUUUCUUAAAUUUAAUAGUGGAAAUAUAGUUUUAGGGCGAGAUAAUAUAUAAUCAAUUUAGUAUUGUGCCAAUUUUAGACGGUGAAUGUUCAUCUAAUCAGAAAGUUUUACUGUAGUGAUAAGUGUUUGAAUAGAGGAGGAAGUUUACAGACAAGACCUUGACGAAAAUAUUUGCAUCUUGGAUAUCAGUAAACUAAUCAUUUUUCGGACAAUGGGUUGGUGGUCACUAUCGCUUAGUGGCUAAGCGACAUGGAGCCGGACCUAGAGUCGGAUGGGUUGCCAUCUAUUCAUAUAAGUGAUGUCAUUGAAGUAAUCAAACAAGAUGAGGCAUCAGGUGUGCGGGAUUUCUCUGCAGAGUUACGGGAAACUGAGGAGGUGCUAGCUGAGGAUUUGGCUACUACUGGAGUCCUUGGAGCAACUUCUGGAGGUUUUGGAAUCCCUGCGCCUACUGGAACAGCGAUUAGUUCUGGAUUUUUCGGAACUGAUUCAGGUUGGCAACUGGAAGUAAGCUCUGUAGUUGCUGGAAGUUCUGGACUUGCUGGGCCUUCUGGAGUAGUUGCAAGUUCUGGAACAUCUGAAUUCCCUGGAACAGGUUCUGGAGCAAACGUUAGUUCUGGACCAUCUGGAUUCCCUGGAGCAGUUUCUGGAGCAAAUCCAAGCUCUGGACCAUCUGGAUUCCCUGGAGCAGGAUCUGGAACAAACGUUAGUUCUGGACCAUCUGGAUUUCUUGGAGCAGUUUCAAACUCUGGAUUUGCCGGACCCUCAGAAUCUGGGCCGCUGCUGUUGGGAGCAAGAGGUGGAGGAGUGGUGGAGGGGGGAACGGCCAUCAUGCACAAGCAAGCAGUGUGUGUGAUCACUGAGCAGCCUGCCUCCAAAGCGCUGCGCUUCCGCUACGAGUGUGAAGGCAGAUCGGCCGGAAGCAUACCCGGUGUGAACAGCACGCCUGAGAAUAAGACUCAUCCCACCAUUCAGAUAAAGAACUACGUAGGGCGGGCGGUGGUGGUGGUAUCUUGCGUGACGAAGGACUCACCUUACAGGCCGCACCCGCACAGCCUGGUUGGCAAGGAGGGCUGCAAGCAUGGCGUCUGCACCAUGGAGGUCAACACCGAAACCAUGGCACUCGCCUUCGCCAACCUUGGCAUCCAGUGCAUCAAGAAGAAGGACAUCGAGGCGGCGCUCAGUCAACGAGAGAAGUUACGCAUCGAUCCAUUCAAGACUGGCUACGAUCACAGGAACCAGCCUGGUAGCAUUGAUUUGAACGCGGUUCGUCUCUGCUUCCAAGUGUUCCUCGAAGGCAAGAUUAAGAACCAGUUCAACGUGGCUAUCACGCCGGUCGUGUCCGAGCCCAUCUAUGACAAAAAGGCGAUGUCCGAUCUUCUCAUCUGCAAACUGAGUGAAGAUUCCGCUCCUGUUACUGGGGGAAAACAAAUUAUUCUCCUGUGUGAAAAAGUUGCCAAAGAGGAUAUCUCAGUGAAACUUUAUGAAGUGGUCAACAACCAGAUAGUAUGGGAAGGAGAAUGCGAAUUCAAUACCACCGAUGUACACAAGCAAGUGGCUAUCACCUUCAAAACUCCACGCUAUAAGAAUAUUGAAGUGACCGAACCGAUCGUAGCGCAGAUCCAGCUAGUGCGUCCCUCGGAUAAAGCCGCCAGCGAUCCGCUGCCGUUCCAGUUGACGCCCAUUCACUCAGCUCCGAGCAUAGGAGUCAGGAGGAAAAGGGCCAAAUACAAUACUAUACAGGAGUUGGAGGCUAAAAAUACUAAUUUGCUUCAAUGUGAAGGAACAUUGGUCAAACAGGAACUGGAACGUGAAGCUUUCUGGAAAACAUCGCCAGUUUACGGUACCCCCUCACCAGUUUACGGCGCCCCCUCGCCAGCUGCCGCAGCAGGCGCCAGUCCCGACUAUGCUAAUUUGGCGGCGGCUGUAAUGCAGCCAUCGCCCGCCUAUGGUGGCCCAGUUUAUGCGCCGCCGCCCACGUUUAGUCCGGUUGGAAGUGUGGCUAGUCCUCCCGAACAUCAGGCAUCAGUCUCCCCCCUGCCGCAAAUGGGUCAUCCCAUGGAGCAAAUGAACAACCUAAGCAUGAUUCAACAACAGGUCAACAUGGACAACAACAACCUCAACAUGUGCCAGCCGCAACAUAGCCCCAUGCAGCACAACAUCGUGCAGCAACAUAGCCCCAUGCAGCACAACAUCAUGCCGCAACAUAGUCCCCUGCAACAUAACAUCGUUGACAACAUGAUGCAGCAACAACAACACAGUCCGCUACAACACAACAUUGUUGACAACAUGGCCCAACAACAGCAACAAAUUGUUGACAACAUGGCCCAACAACAGAUUGUUGGCAACAUGGCACAACAUCAGCAACAUGUCGUAAUGGACAUGGAUACUCAGCAACAUAGCAUCGAACUGAGUGCUGGCAGAUUGGACAGUAGAGAUUUGCGAGAUCUGGACUUGGAUUCUGUCUCUGAAAAUCUGUCUGCUAAUUUGAUUCUGAACGAAAUAGCAGGUAAUAAUGAGCAGGUUAUGACUAGUCUGGAGGCCAGGCUACCUUCUAAUAGUUUACUAUACUACAACCAGAACAAUAAUAGCAAUGGCAGCAACUUUCCUCCGACGGGUGGCACGAGCAAUAUGCUGUGAACUUCUAAUGCAAGUUGUAGCUGACGUUCACUGCAACUUGUGACGGAAUAUGCUGUAAUGUAUAGAUAGUUGUGUAAAUAGAUUCGUUUCUGUAGGAUUCCCUUGAAAUCAAUGUUGUUUUCCAUGACGAAACACUUGAUAAUAAUUAUUUUACAGAUACUACUUGUAUUUCUCAGGCCCGUAAGCUUAAUAGCAGUUUGUCCCAAUUUCAACUUGGGGUCGCUUUCUCCAAAGUUGUUUCAACUAUUCAACCCGUUUCAUCAAUUUAUGGUCGCAUUUACUAUGUUUCAAUUGAGUCAGCUGAUGGUUAAGCUAGAAUUUAAGUUUAAAUUUUUUAGAGAAGGCGACUCAAUCUAGGAUUAAAGCUAUGGUCGCAUUAAUUAUUUAGCCUUAUGUGUCACAAAUGGUGGUUAAACUCGAAAAAUGAUCAACUACUAUUAUUGAGCUUACGUGCCUUAGUAAAUAAUUAAAUAUACAAGGAUACAUAGUUCACAAAAACUGCACUCGAAAAAUGAUUACUAUCAUUGAGCAUACAAGCCUUGGUAAAUGAUUAGAUGUUCAAUGAAUAAAAUUAUCCACGAAAUCUGCCAAUAGACAUGGAAAGUAGAGACGGAAACUCACAGGCGGCCAGUAUCUACAUUCCCUGUCUAUAAGCCGCUUUAUAUUCUGGCAUACCUCAAAAUCGUUCACUUUCUUCGCAUUGAACAUACCUUGAACCUCAAAGGUAAGGUUAGCCCAACGUUAGUAGACUGUCCACUCACUUUGAGGUUAGCAACAUGCUGAGAACAUUCACUGCAACAGAACAUAUUGUAGUGUGUAAAUAGAAUCUGUACUACCGGUAUAAAGUUUUCUCAAAAUCUUUCAUUCUGUCAGGCAUUCCUUAAAAUUCAUCCCUCAAAAUCUUUCAUUUUAUAGGAGUUUAAACUUUUUUUAUUCUUGUAGAUGACUUUGGACAAAGACAGUUAAACUAAAGCAACUAUGAUUAUAAGAUAUGGGUAACUAUUACACAGCUAUACACUUAAACAACCAUUUGACGUUGUGAGAGCUGUGUUUGUUCCGUAAAUUCAGGUGAACCGUGAAUGGGAGUUUGUGAAGUUUAGUUUCAACUGUCGAAAAUCGGUUUUAUUACUAAAUUUUAAAUAAAGUUUGAGUGCAGAGUAUCCGUAAACACUGAAACACGUACGUUUUUUGAAACACACAACUCGGAAGUUUUUCUUGAAAUAGAAGAACUCAAUAAAUUCAUGAUUGCAGACUUCUCUUACACCAAGAAAUAUUAAGAUAUAUUUAUGAAUGAUCGUGAUUUUCAUGAAUGUAAAUAGUGUAAAAUGAGAAUAGUAUCGUUAGUUUAUUAUAAAAAAGCGAUAUUGCAAAAUAGUAAUCUGGAAUGUAUACUUACUGUAUCUAUCAAUAUCAAGUAAGUAAGAAAUGCUACGAAUAUAUUUAGAUAUUACUCAACCAGAUUAUAUUAUGAGACUCAACUUGAUGUUAUUGUUAAAAUUGCUCUUAUUAUUCAAAUAAGAUAUAUAAAUUUUUAGGUGUACAGUAUAUGCACAAUUCCAAUUUGCAUUAUCACAAAUAUAGUUGAUAAUAACUAUUUUAUAGAUUAAUAUUGUUUGUUUUAAUCAGUGAAAAAGUUAUAGAUUAGUUUCUAAGUCAUCGAUAUCUAUUUUUACAUAAUAUGUAGAUAUGAUAGAAUAUUGAGUUUCAAUUUACUGUACUUAGAUUAUGUUCAUCUAUAAUGUUGUGAUAACUUGAAAGAAGCCGUAAUAGAAUUUGGGAAUUUAUUGAAUCACUGAGCGUGAUAUCUAAUCGUUCGUAUUAGAAAAGUGACGUGCUCUCAGUACCCCCGUUGGAAGGGUGACAGCUUAAGACCAGCUCCACUAAUUGACUGUUAUGAGCGUAGAAAUUCUCUUUAUUUACUUUUACUCCCAGACAGCUACGAUUCGAGUACUGAAUGGUUAGUACUGAAAGUACCCACUAACACGUUUAAUCCUUUCCUCUCUUGACACCACGUUAUCUUUAUCCCUCCCAUUAUCCAUGUACAAAUCUUGGGCUCUUGUGGGCUUCGUCUUCAGUAAUAUUGUAUUAAAAAAUGAAUAAUUAAAGUAGACUGGCCUUCAAUGGUGAGUGAGAACUAGUCGUAUGAGUCUUGUGUUUAAACAAAUUAAACAAUAGAUUAUUAUAGCAGAAACCAUAUGAUAAUUUCUACCAAUCACUCAUUCAAACAAAGUCCUGAGAGUUCGCCUCUUGAAUUUUUAUUUAUUACAAGUUUACUCUGCUUAACGAACAAAUAUUUAACUUACUCAUAAGAAUAAAUCUUAUUAUUUUAUCGUGGAGACACUUUCAAUUCUUUGUUCUUAGAGCAACCCUUUGUUCUUAGAGCAAUUCUUUGGCAAAAUAAUAAUGAUUUGGUCUCAGAAAUGUACUUAUUAGAAUAAUGAGUAUCAUUCUCAAUUGUACGAGAAUUAUUAUCAAGUAUUAAUCGUUGACCGACACUUAUUGUAUUAAUUUAUGACUGAUCAAUAUUGAUAAUUAGGUUUUUAUUUUUUGAAAACUUCCUAAGUGACUUUCAAGUUGGAAUAAGUGGCUUUCAAAUCGAUCAAGCCUCAAGCCAUAGCGUUCCACUAUCAGUAGUUUUGAAAAUUUGAUAAACUUAGGAUUUAUAGUAUGUCCAAUAAUGUGUUUGAAUUUUAAUUGAACAAAUUAGGAAAAUUAUUUAAUUUUUAUGGUUUCAAAUUCUAUUUUAUUUUUUGUUUAUUUUUUUUUUUUUACCUUUCUUGGUCUACUACCGUAGGUAUGGAAAGUAUUGCUUACACAAAACUAUAAAGUUGUUACCCAUGUUAUUUGUGAACUUUCGUUUCAAAUUUGCUUCAAAUUUUAUGUUUUGUUCAAGUAUUAACGUCUUGUGAUAAAUUGAAAUUGACUUUCAACGGUUUGCCUUUUAAGUUUGCUAAAAUUCUAUAUAGCUAUAUUUGAUGUAUUAGCCUUUUGUGAUACAUUUAAAGUAUAUACUUCCUGUUGAUAAUGUGUGUUAAUCAUAAUUAUUCCUUUUAUGUACUGUUCAUUCUAUCUGAAAAAUACAAUUCAAAUUUAUUUAUUUUAUUCUUCAUGUUACUUUAGCGAUAAUUCGAAACAAUAACUGAGAUAAUAUGGUGCAAUAACAGAUUUCAAAGUAUUAACUUUUAAAAUUGAUCCCUCUACUGUCUGGGACAGUUUUCAUGUUUAAAUAAUAGUUAAUACUAUUUUAUGAAUGUUAUCAUGUUGAUAUUUCAAAAUAUUGUGCAAUAAUAUGAAAAACCGCUGUGCAUUACCCAGUUCUUAAGUAUUACAUAAUCUCACCUUAUAUAAUUAAACUCUAAUAUACAUAUUAGAACUUAUGUGAUGAAAUAUUGGACCAGUUGAGAAUCCCAAGUAAUUCAAUACCCAUAAAUAGACACAAUAAUUUUAUAAACUGGGUUGUGAUUUUAGAAAUAUAAUAUUUUAAUAUAGAGUAUUAAAUGUAUCCGUUCCAUAAUAUUAUUGUUAAAGUCAUAUCAUAGGUUUUAUUCGAACUUGUCAAAUUUCUAUUUUUUAUAGUUCAGAUCUCAAAUGGGACCAUAUAAAUAUUUUGAUUUCAUAGAUUAUAUUAUAUAAUAUUUUAAUAUCAUUUUAUAUACUGUAUAACAUUUCAAUGAUGUGUGCAAUCACUUAUUUAGUUAUAACAAUAAUAUAAUAUAUAAAUUAUUAUAAUCAAGUACUAUACCUUCAAUUAGUCCAUGAAUCACAUUAAAGCAUGUGCUGUAGUUGAUAAUUGUACAUUUUCAUAAAAUUGAAAAAAAGUUUUUAACUUUAAUAUAAUUUUUAAUUAAUCGUAUUGCAUUUUUUCGCCCAUCGUUCGAUUUAGUGAUUGUUCUAGUUUUAAAUUAUACAAAUAUAUGACAACGUUAUAGUUAUUAGUUAAAUCAACAAUGUUUUCAUAAUUUAAUUAAAUAUUCUACUCAUUUGUUAAUUUGUACUGUACUUGUUUCAAAAUGUAUUGUUUUAUUGAAUGUAUAGGUAACGUCCUCAGAGCUUGUUUAAUGUUGUGAUAUUGAGGAUUGAAUUAUUUAAUUGUUUACCGUAUAUUACUAUACUGCAUUACUCUAUUAUAUUGGAGACCAGUGUAUUAAUAAUGUAGAAUGUAAAUAGUUUUAAAAAAUUGACCUAUUUUUAGAAUAUAGGAGAUUUUAGAAAUGCGUCAAACAUUUUGUUUUUUAAAAAAGGCUCUCUACUUAUUAGCAUCUAUAGUACAAUAUUUUCUCAGAGUCUUAGCAUAUAAUAUAGUAUUGUAUUCCGCUGAAAAUUAUACUUAUUAUUUCAAUGAAUGGUAACAGUUUGGAUCAAUUUACCACUAUCUUCUAUAGUGUGAUCCGUAAUUUUGUAUUUUUAUGUGAUCAUUCAACUCAAAAUCUGCUUUAUAGAUUGCACUGAAACCUAAAUAUAACUAAGGUUUGUCCCAUUCAGAACGCAGAUGUGAAUUUUCAAUUAAAUCGUUAUUUAUUUAGAAUAAUAUCACAAUGUUUUUAAUUUAAAUGGAAGGUGCAUGGAACUGCAUUAACUGAAGGAAUUCACUUCCGAUUGUAGUAAAAAA
Molecule: messenger RNA, 7359 nt
Organism: Nilaparvata lugens (brown planthopper)
Lineage: Eukaryota; Metazoa; Arthropoda; Insecta; Hemiptera; Delphacidae
Product: embryonic polarity protein dorsal
Exons: 12
Coding region: 363-2750 (795 amino acids)
Biological process (GO): regulation of DNA-templated transcription; non-canonical NF-kappaB signal transduction; inflammatory response
Cellular component (GO): cytoplasm
Molecular function (GO): DNA binding; DNA-binding transcription factor activity
Source: RefSeq, a predicted model, not a curated record